Molecule: messenger RNA, 4294 nt
Organism: Trematomus bernacchii (emerald rockcod)
Lineage: Eukaryota; Metazoa; Chordata; Actinopteri; Perciformes; Nototheniidae
Product: stromelysin-3-like
Exons: 9
Coding region: 319-1791 (490 amino acids)
Biological process (GO): collagen catabolic process; proteolysis; extracellular matrix organization
Cellular component (GO): extracellular matrix
Molecular function (GO): zinc ion binding; metalloendopeptidase activity
Source: RefSeq, a predicted model, not a curated record
UCAAGGAAGCCACAUGUUUAGGCACCGUUAGGACUCAUUUGCAUCUGCAUGAAAAGACUGAUCAAUCAAUGUCGUUCCUCUCCCCAGGCUGUUUCUGUCUGUCUGCUUUGGAGGAGGAUACACCAACUUUUCUUUGGCUCCCUGUUUGUCGUGUGCUGGAGGGAAAGGGUUAAAUCACGUGUGUAGCGCAGUUGAGCUCUGGAGCUCAUAAGAAGUGUCAUCUGAAGAGGACAAAGACAUCUCUGCCGUCAUUCAUUCCUCCUCAGCUCCACUGAGCUCUCUCUGAUACUGCCAUUGUUUCUGCUGCGGGACAACACGAUGCAUACUCUCCUGUUCUGCGGCAGCAUCUUCACUCUGCACCUUUUCCUCUGCGCCAAAUCUGUGCCGGUCCAGGAGCGGAGCGGCAGAUCCAAGCCGCUGCAGGUAAAGCCGCACAGCAACGGAAACGUUGGUCUGAAGAAGAGAGGAAGACACCAACAGGAAACACUGAACAAAGAUCACCAUUUGAAGACUGUACUGGCAUCCAAAAAUGACACAGAGUUCUGGAAGCGUCCUCGCUGUGGGGUCCCUGACUAUCCCAGCUUAACGCAGGUCGGCCCCUCAUACUAUGAUCGGAAGAAGAAGGGAGGCCUGAAGAGGGAGCAGCGCAGGAAGAGAUACGCUCUGUUUGGAGGCCGCUGGGAGAAGACUGACCUCACAUACAAGAUUGAGCAUUUCCCCUGGCAGAUGAGUGAGGGCAAGGUGCGGCAGGUCCUCCAGGAGGCCUUCAGUGUGUGGAGCGCUGUCACCCCUCUGACCCUCACAGAGGUCACCUCUGGAGAGGCCGACAUCAUUAUAGACUUCAACAGGUACUGGCAUGGGGACAGCUUACCGUUCGAUGGUCCCGGAGGAAUCCUCGCCCACGCCUAUUUCCCUCGGACACACCGAGAGGGCGAAGUCCACUUUGACUACGAUGAGCAAUGGACAGUGGGCAACAAUGUGGGCACAGAUCUCCUCCAGGUGGCCGCUCAUGAGUUCGGCCACGUCCUGGGCCUGCAGCACUCCCUGGAGCCGGACGCUGUGAUGUGUCCUUUCUACAGCGACUCGUACCCUCUGCAGCUCAGCGAGGACGACAAGAGGGGCAUCCAGUAUCUGUACGGCCCCCCCCGACACAGACAGCCCGACAUGACGGAGACCAAUGAGAUUGACCUUGGAGUGAUGGACGCAUGCAGGACCAACUUUGAUGCCGUGUCCAUGAUCCGGGGGGAGCUGUUCUUCUUCAGGUCUGCGUAUGUGUGGCGCAUCCGGGACGGGCAGCUGCAGGCGGGAUACCCAGCUCUGGCCUCACGCCACUGGAGGGGGAUCCCUGACCACAUCGACGCUGCGUAUGAAGACAAGUCUGGAAACAUCUGGUUCUUCCAAGGGGAGAGCUACUGGGUGUUUGAUGCUGAGAGGAAGAUAACAGGCCCGGAUUCAGUGCGGCAGCUGGGUCUUCCUGUCUCAGAUAUCCAAGCAGCUCUGAAGUGGGAGGAGGACCACGUGGAGAAAGUCUACUUCUUCAAGUCCGCCUCUUACUGGCCCUUCAAUCCGCAGGAGAACCGAGUGGACGAUGUGCGUCCGGGCAGCAUGGACGCGUGGGGGGGGAUCCCCGGAGAUAUUGAUGCAGCUUUUCGGGACAAAUAUGGCUACGCUAACUUCCUGAGCGGGCAGCACUACUGGAAGUUUGACCCCGUGGCGCUGAAGGUUCUGGACGGCUUCCCACGCAGCAUCGGAACGGACUUCUUUGGCUGUUCUGCCUUUUUGUAUAAAUAAGUUCAUACAGAUACAACUGGAACACUUGUGAAGAGCAAUGGCCGUUUUUAAAGCUGCAUCCACAAACAGAACAUUCUGAAUAUUUCGGAAAUAUAUGUAAGGCCAAUAUAUUUAAUUAAGAUGACUCAAAACUUAUAUAAAUACAUCACCUCUAAAAAGUCACUACCCACACGGAAAAAACUGAAAUGUUGACUUUAAUUAAAUGUAUAAUGUCAACAGAUUUCACAUAACUGUAUUACUGCAGGUUACAUGUGCAGUAACAGGCAGUAAGCAUCUGCUUCUUUUGUCAGUUUGAGAUGAUGAGAAGCCAGACAAAGCUUCUCCCUCAGGCUAAAGUCUGAAAACCACUCGGCAAGUUUCCUGAGUGUCCUGCGACCCUCCUGCAGAUCUCAGAGUGACCUCUGAGGGUUCAAAGGUUCAGGUUGGUGGUGACGGCCCAUGCUGCGAUGUGAAGUGUUGUCAGGGUUGUGUAUUUAGUGGAAGCAGGAACCAGUCCUCUAUAAUGUCUGGAGUAAAAGCAUCACAAAUCCAGCAGCACCUUGCUAAUUAGCGGAGUUGGGACAUGUAUUGAGGCUAGAGUUCUCUCAGAGGAUCCAGGCCAGGGGACAUGUCUAACCGCGUCUCAAUGUAAGCAUGUUAUAUUUGCUCUGAAGGACCCGUCUGAAGGCGGGCCAAACAGCCCUGCAUCCUGGCUGCUGUAGGUCUGAACACUGAGAGUGAGAUCACUUUAUUCUCAGAGAUGUUCCUCUCUCCUGGAAACAUUUACAUUAUUCUAAUAUUAGUUUCGUCAGCAGAGCACCAUCAAAGGUGCAACAUAUCUGAAAUGACCAGGGUCUGUGAACACAGCAUCAUGUGGUUGUAGCACCUGAGGUUUUCAAAUCACAUGCCACCACCAAUGAAAAAACCUUUAAUCAAAGUCAGCGUUCCUAUUGUGUGUUACUGGCAGAGCUGCACACAUAUUAUAAUCCUGCAUACCUCUUCAUCUUAUUCUUCCUCUUCCACCUUAAAGUUAAGACCGCUACUAGUCCCGGAGCGUUGCUACGACACGCACAAAAAACACAUUAAAACAAAACGUGCGGAACGAUCGGGAAUGAUGUGCUAGGAUUUGCCUAGCCAGUUUCACGCAAAUCAAAACAAACAACAAACUUUUCCCCAUAGGAAUGAAUGGGUGAUCAAGAGCCAGAAUGACCCGACUUUGAGGUCAUUCUGAUUCCCCAUAUGUGAACGGAGAAAAAACAUAAAACAUUUUAAGCGGCUCUCCAGACUCCCAACUUUAUUGGACUGAAAAUGUUUUUUUGAUAGAUGGAAAGGUUUUUCUAAAAUCACAGUUUUGUGAAACGCUAGCAAUAUUAGCAUCAGGACCGACACCAAGUGUAAGUCACACAGUCAAAAGUUCUCAGAGGGGAAUGUUUUUGUUUUAAAUAUUGUGUUGCAGUUAUGAACUGAUUGGAGGGGAGGAGGGGGCCUCCUCUCAGACAUGGAGGAGCACUCUCCAUCCAGACUGGAUAUAAGUGAUGGAGCGCUCAUGGUACAAUGAGCAGUCGUCCUACAGUUCCUCUGCACCCCUGCUCCGUCCACUCUGCUCUGAGACCUCUGACUCAAUUUACAAUCUUAGGGUUUCAGUCCUUAAAAUCACCAACACAACAAAGAAUAACAAAGACCUUUUUGGGAUAUAAUAGUAAUGAAUAAUGAUGUGAAAAACCGCAGUAAUCACCUCAGGUCAGCACAAUAAAGUUUUAUAAAGUUUUGAUACGUAAGUAAAAAAGAAAGCUUGAGAGAGAACAUCUAACCUAGCCUAGCCAACAUUUUCCAGUCAAGUGUUUAGCAGGAAGUUCUCUUGGUACUGACUGGUGAAGGGUUGGGUUGCCUUUGCUGUUUUUUUUUUUACAUUAGGUGACCUGUCACAUGCAACAGGAGAAGGAUUUUCUUUGACAGUCAGUUUUAAGAGUCAACUUUUGGUUAAUGUAUUCACACUUACUACUCUAAAUUCACUACAGCUCAGCUUCCUCAUGUAAUAGGCCUACACAAAAUCAGAAAAGUUUUUUUUCCCUAUAUUCUUUUAUUCAUUUGAUAAAGCCAUCUAAACGCCUCAUUAUCUGUUGAAGAGCUUUGUUUCAGUUCUUGGAUUGUUAUUGUAUAUUAAUUAUAAAAGCCCUGACAUUGUAUCUUUCUAAGAAAAUUAAAAACCAUAUUAUCGUCACAGACAACAUAAUGUGGUCUGAUACACAUCCUGUGUUUCCAUCCUGAUCAGAGGAAACUGACAGCCCUUCACUUUGGGAUGACUUACUGUAUAUUUUAUGGAUAGUGCAUAAAGUGAAUUUCAUUGGAGAUGUUAUUGUGUGUACUCAGUGCAGGACACUGAUUAUUGCAUGGACUUGUACAAUACACUGGUGUGUGUCCACAUGUCCUGAACAUGUUUAGGAUCUAGUUUGAUGUUCUUUCAACAUGUACUGAUUUCUUUGCCUUCAUAUGGAAUUAUUUAGUCAAAGUAUUUCAAUUUUAU